This is a messenger RNA of Schizosaccharomyces cryophilus OY26, 1251 nucleotides long. Its product is annotated as branched chain amino acid aminotransferase Eca39. The record is from RefSeq and is a predicted model, not a curated record. Gene Ontology annotation, cellular component: mitochondrion. The transcript has 2 exons. Gene Ontology annotation, biological process: L-valine biosynthetic process; L-leucine biosynthetic process. Bases 1 to 1251 code for a protein of 416 amino acids. NCBI's taxonomy places the organism in Eukaryota, Fungi, Ascomycota, Schizosaccharomycetes, Schizosaccharomycetales, Schizosaccharomycetaceae. Gene Ontology annotation, molecular function: branched-chain-amino-acid:2-oxoglutarate transaminase activity.
AUGAACGCUUCUUUUCUUGCCAGCCGGACUUUAAAAAAUUUUCACUUGCGUCUACCACGCACCACACAAUUAUCGAAAUUGAGCACCUCUUCUCAAAUCCGCAAGAUGAGCUCUUCUUCUGCUGCCGGUUCUUCUCCUAAACCGUUGGAUGCUUCCAAUAUUAUUUUCAAAAAGGCUGAACAGCUCAAGCCUUUGCCCGACUGGAAAACAUUGAAGUUCGGCAAGGAAUUUACUGACCAUAUGAUGAUCAUGAAGUGGAACAAACAAACUGGAUGGGGUACUCCUGAAAUUGUUCCUAUGCAGGAUCUUAGCUUCCAUCCCGCUACCUCUGUCUUCCAUUAUGGUUUCGAAUGCUUCGAGGGCAUGAAGGCUUACAAGGACGAGAAGGGUGUCGCCCGACUUUUCCGUCCCAACAAGAACGCUGAGCGUAUGUUGUCUACUGGUACUAGAAUCUCUCUUCCCGCUUUCGAUCCCAACGAGUUGAGCGAGGCUAUUCGUAAAUUCGUUGCUACCGAGAGUCGCUGGGUCCCUAACGAACGCGGCUUCUCACUUUACCUUCGUCCCACCUUUAUUGGUACCGACGCUGCCCUUGGCGUUCACGACUGCGAAAACGCUAUGCUCUAUGUCAUUGCUUCUCCCGUCGGUCCUUACUACAGUUCCGGCUUUAAGGCCAUCCGUCUUUGCUGCUCUGAAGGCGCUGUUCGCGCUUGGCCCGGUGGUACUGGUCAGUACAAGCUUGGCGGUAACUAUGCUCCUAGCGUUUUGCCUGCUGCUGAAGCUGCCAGGAAGGGUUUCGCUCAAAUCCUCUGGUUAUACGGUGAGGAGGACUAUGUCACUGAAGUCGGUACUAUGAACUGCUUCACCGUCUGGAUCAACAAGAAUGGUGAAAAGGAACUUAUUACCGCUCCUCUUGACGGUAUGAUUUUGCCUGGUGUCACCCGUGAUUCCAUUUUGGAAAUUGCCCGUGAGCGCCUUGUUCCCCAAGGCUGGAAGGUCACUGAAGGCAAGUAUUCCAUGAAGGAGGUUGCUGAAGCUUCUAAGGAGGGUCGUCUUUUGGAAGUCUUUGGUGCUGGUACCGCUGCUUUGGUUUCUCCUGUCAAGGCCAUCAACUACAAGGGUACCGAAAUAAAUGUGCCUUUGCCUGAAGGUCAAGAAGCCGGCCCCAUCACAACCCAAGUCAGCAACUGGAUCCUUGACAUCCAAUAUGGCAAGGUCCCUAAUCACCCUUGGAGUAUUCCUGCCACCAACUAA